UAAGGGCAGAGGAAAUCUGCAUUGCUGUUUACUGAAUCCUUUCCAUCAUUCAGCAGAGAGAAACUCUAACCUAAGUUUUGUUGGUACCUGCACCCCAGAACUUCUUGAAAGAACAUGGCUGGUCUUCAGGACAACACUCUGAGGAUUGUUCUGGUGGGGAAAACUGGAAGUGGGAAAAGUGCAACAGGAAACAGCAUCCUUGGGAGAGAAGCAUUUGUUUCUAAAGUUGCUCCCCAUGCUGUUACCAAGAAAUGUCAGAAAGGAAAGCGACAGUGGAAGGGGAAGAAGCUUCUUGUUGUGGACACCCCAGGGCUCUUUGACACCAAGGAGGAACUGAUGACCACCUGUAGGCAAAUCAGCCAGUGUGUCCUCCUCUCCCGCCCUGGGCCUCACGCCAUCAUCCUGGUUAUACAGCUGGGCCGCUACACGGAGGAGGAACAGAGAACCAUUGCAUUGAUCAAGGUCCUUUUUGGGGAGCCAGCCAUGAACCACAUGAUCAUCUUGUUCACUCGCAAAGAUGAUUUGGGUGAUCAGACACUGGAUGGCUUUUUAUCAGAAGCAGACAUAAACCUGCAAAGCAUCAUCAAGGAGUGUGGGAACCGCUGCUGUGCCUUCAAUAACCAGCAAAGUGAUGAGGCUGAGAAGGAAGCUCAACUGCAGUACCUGGUGGAUCUGAUAGAGAAAAUGGUGCAGGAUAACAGCAUGCCUUACUUUUCUGUUCCCAUCUACAAGGACAUAGAGGAAAAGCUGAAACUCCAGGUAGAAGACUUGAAGAAAAGCUAUGCUGAUCAAUUACUGAAGGAAACUAAACUACUUGAAAAGAAAUGUGCUCAGGGAAAAAUAUCAGAGCAAGCAAUGAAGGAGAAAAAAAUAUUCUUAUUGGAGGACUAUAAUAAAAAAAAUGAAAAUAUUGAGGAAGAAGCUGAAAUAAAUAUAUUUGAAUAUGUUGUAGACAUAAUUUGGGAUAUACUUUCAAAAACAUGGGAUAUGUUUUGGAAAUGAUGUAAGUUUUAUUUCUGUUUCUUAGUUUACUAUGAUUUGUUAAUGUGGUUAAUUCUAUUUUCCAAAGAUGACUACAGCAAUCUAUUCUAUCCCAUCCAUUCUCAUUGUAAUCUGAGUUUAUUUUUCCUUCUGUUGAAUUAAAGGUUUUUUCCUACCAUA
This is a messenger RNA of Eptesicus fuscus (big brown bat), 1161 nucleotides long. It is a transcript of the gene GIMAP7, whose product is annotated as GTPase, IMAP family member 7. The record is from RefSeq and is a predicted model, not a curated record. Gene Ontology annotation, molecular function: GTP binding. The coding region runs from base 115 to 1002 and encodes 295 amino acids. The transcript is spliced from 2 exons. NCBI's taxonomy places the organism in Eukaryota, Metazoa, Chordata, Mammalia, Chiroptera, Vespertilionidae.